UUCCGAGCGCCCCGCUCCCAUCUCCCCGCAGCGCUACCUUAAGGGGCUGGUUGACAUCAGCCGAGUGGGCUGGGCGGUGUGGGUGGGAUUUCCUGUGCUGGAGGUCAGCUGCUCCCGUCCCUCUGCUGUCCCUCCCAGCCGCCCGGGUCCCGCUCUCCCCGCGCCGGAGGGACCCGCAUCCUCCCGGCUCCCUCCUCUCGGGUUGGAUUUACAUAGUGAUGUGUAAACUACAGGAUGCCCAGCAGCACUGGAAAGAGGUUUAAACCUACGAAAUACAUCCCGGUAUCCACAGCAGCUGCCUUAUUAGUGGGUUCGACUACUUUAUUUUUUGUUUUCACGUGCCCCUGGUUGACAAAAGCCAUCUCCCCAGCCAUCCCAGUGUACAAUGGACUCGUUUUCUUGUUUGUGCUGGCAAACUUCAGCAUGGCAACUUUCAUGGACCCUGGAGUUUUCCCAAGAGCGGACGAAGAUGAGGAUAAAGACGACGACUUCCGCGCGCCGCUGUACAAGAACGUGGAGAUCAAAGGAAUCCAAGUACGGAUGAAGUGGUGCGCCACCUGCCACUUCUACCGCCCGCCCCGCUGCUCCCACUGCAGCGUCUGCGACAACUGCGUGGAGGAUUUUGACCAUCACUGCCCAUGGGUCAACAAUUGCAUAGGACGGAGGAACUACCGCUAUUUUUUUCUCUUCUUGCUGUCCUUAAGUACGCACAUGGUCGGAGUCUUCACCUUUGGGCUCAUCUUCGUACUGAACCACAUGGAAAAGCUGGGAGCAGCUCACACCACCAUUACAAUGGCUGUCAUGUGUGUGGCUGGGUUAUUCUUUAUCCCAGUCAUUGGGCUCACUGGCUUCCAUAUUGUUCUAGUGGCCCGAGGGCGCACAACGAAUGAACAGGUGACAGGGAAAUUCCGUGGGGGAGUGAAUCCUUUUACCCGUGGAUGCUGUGGAAACGUGGAACAUGUGCUCUGCAGCCCCUUGGCUCCCAGGUACGUGGUUGAGCCCAAGAAAAAGCAAGCUGUGAGUGUGAAGCCUCCUUUCCUGAGACCGGAUUUGUCUGAGCGACAGAUCACAGUGAAGAUCAGCGACAACGGCAUCCAAGCCAACCUCAACCGGAGCAAGUCUAAAAUCAGCCUGGAAGGUCUGGAGGAUAAGAGUAUGGAUGUGCAACCAUCUCUCCCAUCCAAAGGAGAUCCAAGCAAGUACUCUGAGCUAAAAGGGCAGCUGGGCACCAGUGAAGAAGGUGGCCUCUCACCCAAACUUAUCAGUCCUCCCACUCCUGCCAUGUACAAAUACCGACCAGCUUUCAGCAACAAUCCCAAAGUCCACUACCAUGCCACGGCCGAGCAGAUCACCUUGCAGGAGGGACACAGUCAAGGGGCUCUGAUAGAAGAGGAUGGCAGGAGCCUUGAUUACCAGUCCGAACCCAGCUUGGAUAUUCCCAGCUACCGGAAGAGCUCCCUCCACAAGACCUAUCAGUCUUCCCCACUCCAGAUAGAUUCCUUUGCCAUCAAUUCACGAUCCCUGAGCCUGAAAUCUGCUGGCAGGAGAGGGACAGACAAAGUGCCCCUUCAUCCAAUAAAGUCUGAAGGGGCUGCUUCCACCCCUUACAAAAGCAUCUUUUCUCCCAAUUCCCUGUCAAACAGAAAUGGGAGUCUUUCGUAUGACAGUUUGCUGAACCCCAUGUCUCCCUCGGGGAGGAAGUGCGUUGCCCAUUCUGCUGUCAGCUCUGUCGGGUACCACUCCCCAUAUUUGUCAGCCAAAAUGUGCCACCUCCGGGGCAGCGAGCUGCAGCGCCAGCCACCGCAGAGCUUCAGCCCGGUGCUGGGGAGCCCAGCCCCGCACCAGCGAGACCCCUCCCCAGUGCGCUAUGAUAACCUUUCCAAGACAAUUAUGGCAUCCAUCCAGGAAAGGAAAGAGAUGGAAGAGAGGGAGAAGCUCCUCCACUCGCACCCUGACUCGGUGUUUGCAGACUCAGGUGUCUAUGACACGCCCAGCUCCUACAGCCUUCAGCAAGUGAGCACGCUCUCGGAAGACCCGCGCAGCAUGGCCAUGAGAUAUGGAUCCAGGGACAAUCUGAUGGCUGCCACCAGCUUUAGCACAAGGAACCCUAUACUGCAGUCCUCAGUGUCUUCACUCUCAAGUGCAAUGACAAGAGCCCCAAGGACUUCCACAACCUCUCUGCAAGCUGAUUUAGCCAAUAAUAAUGUGCAGUCCCAUCAAGCACUACAGGGCAGGGUGAGCAAUGGCUCCUACAAAUCCCCAGGCCACCAGGUCCCAUCGUCCCCCACAGGGAUGCCUAGGUCACCCUCUUACGGAGGCCCGAAGGCUGUGUCAUUUGUAAACACUGUGGAAAUUACAGAGGUGCAGUCAGUGGGAGCACAGAGGGAUGACAUGCAGUUGAAGACACCUCACAGUAAAAUAAAUGGACAGCCAAAAGGAAUAGCCAGGUUGGGUUCAACAUCAAGUUCCCAGGGGACGCCAGUCAGCCCUGCUAGACACUCAAAUGUUAAGAAGGUGUCUGGAGUUGGUGGAACAACCUAUGAAAUUUCAGUGUAAAAUAAAAUUAAUUAGAAACAAAGAGCCAUCCACUCAGCCAGCCAUGAAGCUAGGAGCACUGUGAAGACUCAAAUAACAACAAAGAAGGAGCAGCAGCAGUCGGCCACUCUCCUUUUCUCGUUUUGGGUUUGUUCUGUUUUCAUCUUUCUCUUUUGGCCAAAAACCAGCUGCAGCCUUAUUCUUGAGGGAAUAAUAAAAUUGUACAGUCUAUCAGACUCUUCCUGAACAACAGGCAGGAGCUGGCUAUGACUUAAGACCACCACCGAGCAGAAUUCCUUCCUGCAAGAGAGCGCUAAAGCCAUUGUGCGCGUGUCUGUCCGACCACUCUGUUGUGUACCAGUUGUGCUGUGAAACAGUUCAGUCAGUCCAGGAUCAGUCAGUUUUCCCAUGCCCCUUCCCAGUUCUUCUGGCCAGCAAUGUGUCUGGCAGGAGCCAGAGGACCAACUGCUGUUUUCCUGUUGACAUGGAAAGUACGGUUCCUGCGCUGGGCAGGAGCUUCUCCUCGUCCUCCAGGUGCUGCAGCUCAGGUUCCUCCUCCUGGGAAGGAACAAGGCAAGGCCGCUUGGGCUGCAGACAUCAUGUUUUCUUUAAAAGCCUCCCUGGUCCCAGAUGGGGGCAGGAGAAAGGAUAGCAACAGCUUCUCCCUGUCUGCCCUUGGCCUCCCUGUGUGUGAAGUUGUGUGUGUGUGUGCGUGUUUGUCUCCAUGGAAAAGGACCGCAACACCAGCGAGGAUCUGCCACUCUGACCUCCUGCUCCCUCUGGGUUUGAAAGGCUUCUCUGACCCGGAAACAAAACCAAGCAGAUAAGAAAGGAAAUGUUCAGAUGGAAACAUACUUUAAACAGCCAUCAGCUGCUUUCCCUGCACCCUCCUUAUCUGUUGGAUUUAGGCAAUAACAGAGUUUACUGCCUUGCCCUGGUGCCGUCAGUAUAAUCCCGCAGCAAGGUUAUCAUAAGCUGUCGAAUUUACAGUGUGUGUAACUGAGCCAAGCGUGCAUCUAAAGGAUAUAAAUUUUCUGUCUGCCUAAUUACUAGCACAUUCCCUCUGGUCUUCAAUACUGUUAGACAAAGGAUUUUCAAUUUGGGUUUCCUCCCCCAGGGGAACAACUUUUUAAAAUAAUAUCAAUCAAAUCUGUUUAACAUUCUGAGGUUUCUUUUUCCUGUCUUCAGAAAACUACAUUUACUUUGUUGGAUUUAAAGACAACUUUACCAUAAAAAACAAGAAAAGGGUGCAUUACUUUUGUCAAAAAUAUGAGGACUCUAGAAAAACUAAUUUUGGGACAAAUGGAUUUUUAUUUCUUGAUUCUUUAUCUCCUUUUCCUUACCAUUCAGUUACCACCUCAGAAGUCAAAAGUACUGAGAUCUGGACCAAUGCUAACUAGAUCAUGUGUGCAAUUAAGAAUAUCCUGAACGACUGUUGCCAAAGUCACUAAAAAUUAUUAUUUAUCGUUGAGCAGUCAGCAUACAAGACCUCGACUUUCCACCUGGUACUCUUGGUGAAUAGUUUUGAUUAGAGAUCUAAAUCCAUCAUUUUUCAAGAUAUUCAUUUCAAGGGGUUAAAUCCUUUUCAGUCCUUGACUAUAAUGGAAAGCUCUCCAGGUAUUUGGUAGCAAUUCAGAAUGUGUUCAUAAUAUCUUACUUUCAUGUAUGUUGAGGUUAAUUAUUCCAGAAGGCAAAUAUUGACCUUAAUUUUGCCUGGUUAAAAUUUAUAUUUUGAUUUGAUGAAUCUUGACAUCUGCUGCAAUACAUGGUUAUUAUGUCCCUUGUAUAUCACAUUAUUUUUUGGAGACAAAGGUUGAAGAGAACAUAAGAAAGUUAAUCAUCUCUCUGUGUAACGCUCUAUGUUGCCUGAAGGAAGAAACGUGGAAAGCAAUGCAUCUGCAAUAGGCUAAAGUUUUGAGAGAGUGAAGUAGAAAUCAGUGUGCAUUUUAUUGCCUUGGUGACAUUUUAAAUGCCUGGUGUAGGGAUAUUGCAGAGCAGAGAAGCAAUAGUCUUGCUGUGCAGAUUUGCUCAGUGGCACAGAGAACGUUGUCUUUAGUUGGAGGCACCAUGGUACCAGAAGGAUGCUGGCAAACUGGAUCAGGUACUGAUGGAGCAACAUAUAUUAAAGAACUGGCUGGGCUGGCUAAUGAGAAGAUUUAAAGGGCUAAAACAUGCCACUGGCUAAGCAAUGAAGUGAAAAUUGAGUAUCAUAAUUUUACAAAUAUGUUACUUAAAAGUUGUAAAACCAAAGGUAAAUCCAAGGGUUGUCACUGGUAACCAAUGGUCUACAUUUAGAAUGGGGCAGAACAGAUGGAGAGGAAGGGGCAGUGAAUAGUCUUCCAAGUAGAGUUUUGGUCAAACUGUUUAGGACAGUCACACUGUAUUUGGACAAGUCAUUAAAACAUUUCUGUGAGAGGUGAGUCUGUAGGGACAAGGGGUAGACCAGAUGGCCUUACAGAUUUCUUUAAUCUUUAACUGUUAUUAAUCUGCAGUCUACCCUGAUGUUAACUCCUCAGGAAGAUGCAGUACUUCUUUAAGGACUGGAAUUCACUCUGGUGCAUAGAGUAUCACAAAACUACUUGUUUUUAAAGUAUCAUGUAUGCCAUAGCUAAGCCCUGAAAAAGAGGGGGUAGGAAACACAGGGGAUUAGGGAGUGAGACAAGGGCACAUUUUAUCAUGUAUCUUUGAAUACGUACAUGAAAUUCAUGCAAGCAAGGCUGAAAAUUUGCACCAAUGUAAUAUUUGAGAUUUGCAUCCCAGUGAUGCUCCACUUUGAUCGUUCUUUCUCUUGCAUUUAUAAAUGAAAAAGCUACUGAGGAACUUGAAGGGCCAAAGAGCCUUUGAAGUUAACUACAUUAGUUCAUGAGAGAAUUUCUCAGUAAGACUAAACACAGUAUUGUGUGUAUAAAGCACUAAUAUCCAGGGUUAUUUUGACAUAGUUCACAAGGGGUAAGGGAGAAUAAAAGGAUGCACUGUGUCAGUACAGGUUCAGCAGUAAGGAUUAUGUAGUUUGUGAGUAGUUUUGCCCACAGUUGAGAGACAUUCAACUUUUUCAUAGGUUUACAAUGGUACCAAAGUUUUUUUUUGUUUUUGUUUUUGGGGGGUUUUUUGUUUUUGUUUUUGGGGUUUUUUUUUGUUUGUUUGUUUGUUUUGGUUUUGGUUUUUGUUUUUUGGGUUUUUUUUUUUCCUUUUGAGGUUUGCAUUUAAUUCAAUGCACAUAGCCUGGAGUAAAUGGUUCAGAUUUUCUGAAAGAAUAAUCUAAGCAGAACUGUUAACAGGAGAUUGCAUGCAGCAAAUCCAGCUUCAUUUCUACCCAAGGCACUGAACCUGCAGCUAUUUUCUCAUAAAUGUAAGUGUCUGUUCCAUAGUUCCUGUUGUGGGACUGGGAACCUAUUUAUUAAAUCUAAUUUUUGAGCAGAAUACAGCCCAUAUUAAAGCAUAGUUCUUUAAGCAGUUUACAGUUUAGCAGUAAGGUUCUUCUGUCAAGAUACCCUGUUUUUACAGACACUGCAGGCCAAAUCUUCAGCUGGUGUAAAUUGGUGCGGCUCCAUGAAAGCUCAUUUAAUUGAUGCUAAUUUAUAGUAGGUGGAGAUCAGCCAUGAAAAUCCAGCACGAGUUAACACAUCCUGUAAAGUAGCUUCUUUAUUUUUGUCAUGCUUAUUUCAUGUUUCAAAAGUCUUAAAUAUUUUCAACAUGUUCUUAUUUGUAGCUGUGGAUUGUAUUACUUAUUUAAAAGAGAGCAAUAGGUUUUUUUUAGUUUAUGCAUCAGUUUUCAUUGCAUAUUGCAUUUUAUUAUCCGUUUGUUCCCUGUUCAUGUGCUCCCACUUAGGCUCCAGUUUUUCAUUGUAGUACUUUUCUGCCUUGAAAAGUUGGAUCUCUAUAUCUUUAAUUGUAUAAUAUAUUGGGUAUUAUGGAAUUAAAUGUACCUUUCUACAUGGGUGGGAGAGAGAGAAAA
Lonchura striata (white-rumped munia) is the source of this 6490-nucleotide messenger RNA. RefSeq names its product zDHHC palmitoyltransferase 8 (gene ZDHHC8). Gene Ontology annotation, molecular function: palmitoyltransferase activity. The record is from RefSeq and is a predicted model, not a curated record. Lineage: Eukaryota; Metazoa; Chordata; Aves; Passeriformes; Estrildidae. Gene Ontology annotation, cellular component: Golgi apparatus. Gene Ontology annotation, biological process: protein palmitoylation.